AUGACGGAGAUGACGAUCAGGAGGACGAUGAGGGCAGUGGAGAUGGCGGGGAUGACGGAGAUGACCACCAUGAUGAAUCAUGAACAUGGUGGUGGCGAGGACGGCAGUGAUGGUGGUGACGAGAGGCUGUUGAACUCCCUGUCGGUGGACCCUGAUGCAAAGUGCAAGUACGGCCUGUACUUCCGGGAUGGCAAGCGGAAGGUGGACUACAUCCUGGUGUACCACCACAAGCGCCCCUCGGGCAGCAGGACUCUGGCCAGGCGGGUCCAGCACAGCGAUGCGUCCCCGGCAGCCCGUAGCGUCAAGCAGGACCAGCCCCUGCCGGGGAAGGGGUCCCCGGUGGAGCACCCCCUGGACUACCAGGAGGACGACAAGCGGUUCCGCAGGGAGGAGUACGAGGGCAACCUCCUGGAGGCCGGCCUGGAGCUGGAGUGUGAUGAGGACACCAAAAUCCACGGGGUCGGGUUCGUCAAAAUCCACGCUCCAUGGCACGUCCUGUGCCGAGAAGCCGAGUUCUUGAAGCUCAAGAUGCCUACCAAAAAGAUGUACCACAUCAACGAGACCCGCGGCCUCUUAAAGAAGAUCAACUCGGUGCUCCAGAAGAUCACAGACCCCAUCCAGCCCCGCGUGGCCGAGCACCGGCCCCAAGCCACCAAGAAGCUCUCCUACCCCUUCUCUCGGGAGAAGCAGCACCUAUUCGACCUGUCUGAUAAGGACUCCUUCUUCGACAGCAAGACCCGGAGCACCAUAGUCUACGAAAUCUUGAAGAGGACCACGUGCACCAAGGCCAAGUACAGCAUGGGCAUCACGAGCCUGCUGGCCAACGGCGUGUACUCGGCCGCAUACCCUCUGCACGACGGAGACUACGAGGGUGACAAUGUGGAAUUCAACGACAGAAAACUCCUGUACGAAGAGUGGGCGAGUUACGGCGUCUUCUAUAAAUACCAGCCCAUUGACCUGGUCAGGAAGUAUUUCGGCGAGAAGAUCGGACUGUACUUCGCCUGGCUGGGCGUCUACACGCAGAUGCUCAUCCCUGCCUCGGUGGUCGGUGUCAUCGUCUUCCUCUACGGCUGCGCCACGGUGGACGACAACAUCCCCAGCAUGGAGAUGUGUGACCAGAGGUACAACAUCACCAUGUGUCCCCUGUGUGACAAGACCUGCAGCUACUGGAAGAUGAGCUCAGCAUGUGCCACCGCCCGGGCCAGCCACCUCUUCGACAACCCGGCCACUGUGUUCUUCUCGGUCUUCACGGCCCUCUGGGCCGCCACCUUCAUGGAACACUGGAAGCGGAAACAGAUGAGGCUCAACUACCGCUGGGACCUCACAGGCUUCGAGGAGGAAGAGGAAGCAGUCAAGGAUCACCCCAGAGCUGAGUACGAAGCCAGGGUUCUGGAGAAGUCCAUUAGGAAAGAAGCCAGGAACAAAGAGACAGACAAGGUGAAAUUGACUUGGAGAGAUCGCUUCCCCGCCUACUUCACCAACCUUGUCUCCAUCAUCUUCAUGAUCGCCGUGACCUUCGCCAUCGUCCUCGGCGUCGUCAUCUACCGCAUCUCCAUGGCCGCCGCCCUGGCCAUGAACUCCUCACCCUCCGUGCGGUCCAACAUCCGAGUGACCGUCACGGCCACCGCAGUCAUCAUCAACCUGGUGGUCAUCAUCCUGCUGGACGAGGUCUACGGCUGCAUCGCCAGGUGGCUCACCAAGAUCGAGGUUCCCAAGACGGAGAAGAGUUUUGAGGAACGGCUCAUCUUUAAGGCCUUCCUGCUCAAGUUUGUCAACUCCUACACCCCCAUCUUCUACGUGGCCUUCUUCAAAGGCCGGUGCACUAGCGACCCUGGUCUGUGCCAGGUGGUCAGCCAGUGCGCGCCCGGCGGCUGUCUGAUGGAGCUCUGCAUCCAACUCAGCAUCAUCAUGCUGGGGAAGCAGCUGAUCCAGAACAACCUCUUUGAGAUCGGCAUCCCGAAAAUGAAGAAGUUCAUCCGCUACCUGAAGCUGAAGCGGCGCAGCCCCUCCGACCGAGAGGAGUACGUCAAGAGGAAGCAGCGCUACGAGGUGGACUACACACUAGAGCCCUUCGCCGGCCUCACCCCCGAGUACAUGGAAAUGAUCAUCCAGUUUGGGUUUGUCACCUUGUUUGUGGCGUCCUUCCCCCUGGCCCCGCUGUUCGCUCUGCUUAACAACAUCAUCGAGAUCCGCCUGGACGCCAAGAAGUUCGUCACGGAGCUCCGGAGGCCGGUGGCGGUCAGGGCCAAGGACAUUGGAAUCUGGUACAACAUCCUCCGAGGCAUCGGGAAGCUGGCGGUCAUCAUCAAUGCCUUUGUGAUCUCCUUCACGUCCGACUUCAUCCCGCGCCUGGUGUACCUGUACAUGUACAGCAAGGACGGAACCAUGCAUGGUUUCAUCAACCACACACUGUCCUCCUUCGAUGUCAGCGACUUCCAGAACGGCACAGCUCCCAACGACCCCCUGGACCUGGGCUACGAGGUGCAGAUCUGCAGGUACAAAGAUUACCGUGAGCCCCCGUGGUCCGAGCACAAGUACGACAUCUCCAAGGACUUCUGGGCCGUGCUGGCCGCCAGGCUGGCCUUCGUCAUUGUCUUCCAGAACCUGGUGAUGUUCAUGAGCGACUUCGUGGACUGGAUCAUCCCCGACAUCCCCAAGGACAUCAGCCAGCAGAUCCAUAAGGAGAAGGUGCUCAUGGUGGAGCUGUUCAUGCGGGAGGAGCAGGGCAAGCAGCAGCUGCUAGACACCUGGAUGGACAAGGGCCGCCCGCAGGACGACACCUGCAACAACCAUGCCACCAGAGCCGGCCAGGACAGCCCGACCGUCUCCACCGGCGCCCUGUAGUGGCCGGCCGGCGGGGCCCCUUCUCGGGGUGGACAGCCUGGUCUUCCCCAUGAGCAUCCUCUACCGGCCGGUCAGCCUGGCCCCUUCUCGGGGUGGACAGCCCGGCCUUCCCCAUGGGAGCCCUGUAGUGGCCGGCUGGCCAGGCCCCUACUGCAGAGUGGACGGGCCUGCCCUCCCCAGGGAUGACCUGUAGUGCCAGCCCGGCUCUUCCUUCUCAAGGGCUCCCUGACAGACGCUGGCCUCUUUCCGUGAGAAGGGCCUUGUUCUCCAUUCUUCCGGGUUGUUUUUCUGUUUUGUUUUGUUUUCUAACUCUUUCCUGGUUUUUUUGCACAAAACCAUUGCGCAGGGAAUUCCCUUUAUCAUGUGUCUCCACGGUGGAGGGAAAGAAUUGCUGGUGUCCAGCUGAGUCCACGUGGGGACUCAGGCACUUGGCAAAGACAAUUCUUAGAAACCGGUUUCGGCAUGGGGGGAGAGGGGCUCCUUUGCAUUGAAAUGGCCAUAUUGCUCGGUUUGGGUCUAGGGACCCUCGGGGGCCCGGGAUAGAAGCAGGGGAGUUCAAAAGCAGGUGCCAGGGAGCUUUCUGGGGAGCGAGGAGCAAAGGAAGCUGGAAUCUGUCUGCUCCCCGAGGCCUCCUGCCUCCAGGUCAGAAGAGUCCAGGCUUCUCCUCUGGGAGUUCAGAUGCUGAGAAAACCGAGUCCAGGCGGGGGCAGGGGGUCCAGAUCCCUCACCCUGUCCCUGCAAGGGCUCGGAGGGGGUUCUUUCACUCUUGGUGGGGCAGGUGUACAGCAAGAGAAGCACUGGGGCCCAUGAUUAGGGGGGGGGUGUCACCUGUCCCCUUAGAGCCCCACCUCCCCAACCCCAGCACUAAGCAAACCUUCAUGGGCAUCCUGAGGUUAACCUAAGUCGACUGACAAAACAAAAAAUCCAGAGACGGGACCACCCCGAGGAAUUUCAAAAAAUGACUUAACGAUUCCCAGGUGUCUGAAGGCUCUUGGGAAGGGGUGAUCCCAGCCUUGAGAUAUUGAUUGAUUGAUUUUUUUUUUUUUUAAGAGAAAAACUCAAUCGUACACCAGAUUUGAGGGUUUGGGGUUUGGGUAGGUUUUUUUGGUGGGGGGCGGUUAUUGUUCUGUUUCUGUAGCUUAAAAUUUGUAUUCCUUAUUUAUCAGUUAGCCCACUACCCUUAUGAGGGACGUCAAGAACCGUUACUACCAAAGAUUUUUCGUAACAAAGCCUUCUAUUUUGAUAACACUUCUCUAUAUUUGUACUCACAGGACACCACUGGGGGCGAUUCCUAUUGUAAAAGCUGGCAAGCAGCCCUCACCUCAGAGGUGAGGGGUGUAGCUCUGCAGGGCUGGGGGGGCCCAGGGCCUGCGCGGCCUCCGGUCACACCAGGACCCACGAAGGGGCAGCCUCCGCGUUGGUGCCAGGACUCUGUCCUCUGGGGUCCAGGGCCCCACGCUGGGCUCCAGCAUGCCAUCUGACACUGGUCUUUCCUCUUGCAUAGUCAGUGGUUUGAGAUGGGGGUUUUGUAUAUAAAUAAUAAAUAUUGUAUUAAGAA
Molecule: messenger RNA, 4402 nt
Organism: Echinops telfairi (small Madagascar hedgehog)
Lineage: Eukaryota; Metazoa; Chordata; Mammalia; Afrosoricida; Tenrecidae
Gene: ANO1
Product: anoctamin 1
Exons: 25
Coding region: 1-2844 (947 amino acids)
Biological process (GO): chloride transmembrane transport
Cellular component (GO): plasma membrane
Molecular function (GO): chloride channel activity; protein dimerization activity
Source: RefSeq, a predicted model, not a curated record